AUGUCAGACAACGAUUCUGACGCCCCUGAGGAAUUCACAGCCGAACAGGGUAUUCAACUAGACGAAGAGAUUCGAAAGAUUAAAAGAGAAAACACUAUUAGGGUUAAUACUGAAGAGAAAGAACGUCGAAGGAAAUGGGCUCAAAAGAUAACACCUCGACCAUCCAAAGCUGCUAAAAAAUCUCAAGAUGUAUCAAUAACUGAAUCCCAGGAAGAACCAAACAAUGCUGCAGAAUUUCUUCCCGAAAGCAUUGGCCAACGAAACAAAGCUGUAGGAUUUCUUCCCAAAAACAUUGUUGAAAUGCUUGCAGCCCGCGAGAAAAAUGUUCCCUUAACUGAAACUAAUGAGGAGAAUGAUGAAACAAAGCCUACCACUUCAAAGAAGAGAAAAUCCAAGGAUUCUGGUUUUGAACCUCGUAUUUUGAGCGAAUUAGGUCCUCCUCCGUGCUUACAGAGUGCCUUAGAUUUCUUGAAAGAAAGAAAAAUGGCAGUUCCAAGAUCGUCUGCUGUUUUGAAGAACUCCAACAAGAACUCCAACCAAGCUUCGCGUCUUCUUUCUAGUUCUGGGAUCAUACGCCAGAAAUGA
Lathyrus sativus (Indian pea) is the source of this 585-nucleotide messenger RNA. NCBI's taxonomy places the organism in Eukaryota, Viridiplantae, Streptophyta, Magnoliopsida, Fabales, Fabaceae. The record is from the annotation of a GenBank genome assembly.